Messenger RNA from Labrus bergylta (ballan wrasse), 2469 nucleotides. RefSeq names its product GRAM domain containing 2B (gene gramd2b). Lineage: Eukaryota; Metazoa; Chordata; Actinopteri; Labriformes; Labridae. Gene Ontology annotation, cellular component: cytoplasmic microtubule. The record is from RefSeq and is a predicted model, not a curated record.
AUUUCUCACAGCAGCAGACACACACACACACACACACACACACACACACACACACACACACACACACACACACACAGACAGACAGGUUGACAGGAGAGCAGGACAGACGGCUGAUGAGUCGGGAUAUUAAACUGUUGAGCGUGAUGACAGAACAGAGUGUGAACCAGCAGGAAGAAACCCGGAGGCGUAACAGAGGAUCUGCAAAACACAAGGACAGAGACUAUCACUCAGACGUAGAAAACGUGGAGGAGCGGCUCAGAUAUGACAGGAUGGUCGGUGAGCCUCAGCAGACCAUCGAUGCGGAGCAGCAGGAGCUAACCAGCAGGAGGAAACCAGCGUUAGUCAGGUCAAAGACCUUCGAUCACUCCCUGCUGACUCAGGUUCUGACAGAUGCCGACCCCAAGAUAGAGAGGAAGAAGUCUCAAUACAGCCAGCUGUCGAAGAGCAACGGUCAGUACCAUAAAAUAUUUAAGGAGAUCAGCAAAGAGGAGCAGCUGCGACAAAGUUACACCUGUGCUCUGCAGAAAGACAUCCUCUACCAGGGCCGCAUGUUUGUCUCUGACCACUGGAUCUGCUUCCACUCCAAAGUGUUCGGAAAGGACACAAAGAUCGCCAUCCCAGUGAUGUCCGUCACUCACAUCAAAAAGACCAAAACUGCCAUCCUGGUGCCAAACGCUCUGGUGAUCGCAACCGCAAACGACAGGUACAUGUUUGUGUCCUUCCUGUCCAGAGACAACACCUACAAGAUCCUGAUUUCCGUCUGUCUUCAUCUGGAGGAGAAGAGUCCGUGCAGUAGCCCCUUCCCCUCCUCUGCUGAGAGCAGCUUCAGAGGUCAAAGGUCACCUCUGUCACCUCGCUUUCCUCUGAAUUUUACGGGUGAUUUCACUGAUCUGGACGGAGCAGUGAGACAGAGGAGGCAGGAGAUGGAGGAGAGCAGCAGCUCCGACUCCCAGACACCAGACUACGACAAGAUAGCAGAGUUCCCCGUCCCUCCGUUUUUGGACGUUUUGAAGCAAACAGACGGUUCAGCUCCUCCUGAACAUCCGAGCCACCAACACAAAGUGAAGAAUCAGAAUCAGAACCAACAUCAGAACCAGCAGAACCCAGACAGCAAGCAGCACGACACACACCCCACCGGCUCAGAUGUUGUGAUCAACACAAGAACACUGAAACCCAUUUCACUCAACACUGUGCUGUUUGUCUACCUGUUUCUAGUGUGCGUCCUGGUCCUGUCCUCCUGUUACCUCGCCUUGAAGAUCGUCUCGUUGGAGCAGAGACUGUCGACGCUCGGCUCCGUCACAGAGUUCGCCCACCAGGAAAAUGAUUUUCUGCCGGGGAGUGACGUGAACUCGGAACUCUUCUCUGAACUUCUCACCAUCAACCUGCUGAAGCUGGAGAAGGUGCAGAAGAACCUGCAGAGACUGCUGGACGAGGCAAUCUGAAUGUACUGAAAACCUGAAAAUACCGUGUGAAGCUCUGUAAAUAUUCUGUAAAUAUGUAUGUAGUUAAUUAUAGUAAAUGUUACACCCUGACAGUAAUGAGAUUUAUUAAAGUCACAUCAAGGGCUCAAAAAGGAGAAUUCACAAAAAAUCUUAGCACAUCAUCUGGUUAAGUUUAGUCAAUUAUGUUACAUUUCGGGCCUACUGUACGUCACAAUGACGAUUAGCUGGAGGCAAAACAAACUGGCUCAUAACAUAGCUAACAUGACAAGUGUGGCUAAUUAUGAGAGUUGUUAAACAUGUUGCUGCAGGUUCACUACAUACUCACAAUGUCCCAAACCUUGUACGUGACUAUCUUCUGUCCUCGCUGCUGCCUGGGCAGAACUUUGGAUCAAGGAAGUCAUGAGUUCAAUGGCAAAAUAUAAAGUGCUGUACAUUUCCCAUUACAACAUAUUUAAAGGUAUCUAGGGAUUUAUACACCCUGAGUUUGUCUUUACUUUACACCCUUGGUUUUUCUAUCAGAAAAGUGUAACUGUCUGGCGGCCUUUCCACUGAGCGAGAGCGUACAGGUCGACGGUCUCUUCCCGUUCAUCGUUGUUAACUUAUUCCAGUAAUACCCUCGAUCCCAUUUGAAUUGUUCAAAGAGGCUCUGAGCAUCUCUCUCCAAUGUUUUGAAUUUGGACCGCAGAACCAUUUUAAACACUAGGUGUCAGAGUUUCAUAUUGCGCCUUUAAACCCAGUAUGGUUAAAAAUAUGUAAAUCCAUCUUAACUUGUCAAAGGAAAAGUUCAGUUAAUUUUUUACAUUUAUACCGUGGCUCACCUUUAACAGUGGCACUACCAUAGUGGUUUCUAAAUCUUCCACAUGGAGAUUGUGGUCCCAGAACUUUUCCUCUUGUUGAAUGAACUUUUGAUGCAUCAGCUGUGAAACACUUUGGAGUUAACUCUUUUCAAACAGCCGACUGUUACAGAGAUGUGAAUGACUAAAAUAAAUAAAAGGUUUAUUUUGAAAUAAAAGGUUUUUUGCUGUCA